AUGUGCGACCAACAAACUAGCGAAUUAUUUCCUGGGAGAUUCCUAGUUGAGCAAGAGCAGGCAGACGCCUCAUGCGCCUCACCAGAUUUGCUUAUUCUUAACCAGCCAAUAACGCAUUUUACGGCGUUCUCCUACCUCUGGAAGCAUAGUAGCUACCGGGUUUGUGCAGAUGGCGGCGCAAAUAGGCUCUUUGAUAUGUUUCAAGGAGAAGUGAAAGAGCAGCGCAGGCAAUACCUACCCGACAUCGUCCACGGCGACCUUGAUUCAUUGCGCCACGAUGUUCGUGACUACUAUCGCGAUCAAGGUGUCUUAAUAUCAAGGGACGGCGAUCAAGAAAGUACAGAUUUUGGAAAAUGCAUGCAGAAAAUAUCUUCGCGUGUCUCAUCGGGCACGCGAAACGUUCUCGUUCUUGGAACAUUAGGUGGACGCGUUGACCAAGGGUUGGGACUGUUGCAUGAGAUGAUUAGAGAGGAGACUAAGCAUCCCAACCUCCGUUUGUGGCUGUUUUCUGAAUCCAGUCUGUCGCUCAUCAUAAAGGCAAAGGAAACGAUCCUGAGAGGCUUGCAGGCGAGCCGGGUUUUCACGGAGAAUGUGGGUAUUGUUCCUAUCUACGGCCCAGCGGUGAUCUCGACUGAGGGACUGGAGUGGGAUGUCAAGCAGUGGGCUACACGCAUGGGCGGACAAGUCAGUACGAGCAACCAUGUCAAAGCAGAUAUGGUCCGGGUUGAGACUGACGCGCCGAUACUUUUCACGAUAGAGAUGGCGUCCUUGAAUAUGUCGUAA
This is a messenger RNA of Bipolaris oryzae ATCC 44560, 783 nucleotides long. RefSeq lists its product as uncharacterized. Gene Ontology annotation, biological process: thiamine metabolic process; thiamine diphosphate biosynthetic process. Bases 1 to 783 code for a protein of 260 amino acids. Lineage: Eukaryota; Fungi; Ascomycota; Dothideomycetes; Pleosporales; Pleosporaceae. Gene Ontology annotation, molecular function: thiamine diphosphokinase activity; thiamine binding; ATP binding. The record is from RefSeq and is a predicted model, not a curated record. The transcript has 2 exons.